Molecule: messenger RNA, 1303 nt
Organism: Myxocyprinus asiaticus (Chinese sucker)
Lineage: Eukaryota; Metazoa; Chordata; Actinopteri; Cypriniformes; Catostomidae
Product: cytosolic 5'-nucleotidase 3-like
Exons: 9
Coding region: 112-981 (289 amino acids)
Cellular component (GO): cytoplasm
Molecular function (GO): magnesium ion binding; 5'-nucleotidase activity
Source: RefSeq, a predicted model, not a curated record
CGCGGAGCUGCAGAAGAACACAGUAACAUACUACCGGGGCUUUCUGGUAAUCUUUUGUUUUCAUUUAUUUGAACCCUGGUCAAAGUGGCUCGUUUUCGUAUCAUUCUUAACAUGAUUCCAGAGUUAUCAAAAAGUUCAGUGUUUAUGAGGGAUCCUAGGAGGGUGGAACAGAUGUUGGCGUCUAUGAGAAACGCUGGAUCCAGCACACUACAGGUGAUCUCAGAUUUUGAUAUGACUCUCACCAGAUUCGCCUACAAUGGUAAACGCUGUCCUACCUGCCACAAUAUCCUGGAUAAUAGCGAACUGAUCAGUGAAGACUGCAAAGCCAAGCUUCAAGAUCUUCUGGACACAUAUUACCCCAUAGAGAUCGACUCCACACGCUCAGUAGAAGAGAAGUUACCGCUCAUGGUUGAAUGGUGGACUAAAGCCCAUGAGCUGCUCGUACAGCAGAAGAUCAGGAAAGAUCAUUUGGCUCCUGCGGUCAGAGAGUCUGAAGCCAUGCUGAGGGAGGGCUACCAGCAGUUUUUUGGUCAUCUGCAUCAGAUGUGUGUUCCUCUGUUGAUCUUCUCUGCUGGUAUUGGUGACGUGUUGGAGGAGGUCAUCAGACAAGCUGGAGUUUUUCACCCCAAUGUCAAAGUGUUCUCCAACUACAUGGACUUUGACGAGUCUGGUGUGUUGCGAGCGUUUAAAGGCCAGCUGAUUCACAUCUACAACAAACGUGAAGGUGCUCUGCUAAACACUGAACACUUUCACGAGCUGCGCAGUCGCAGUAACGUCCUGCUGCUCGGAGAUUCACUGGGAGAUCUGCACAUGGCCGAUGGAGUCACAGAUAUGCAGAACAUCCUGAAGAUAGGAUACCUCAAUGAUAAGGUGGAAGAGAGGAAACCGUCAUAUUUAAAUGCUUAUGACAUUGUCCUGGAAAAAGAUGAAACUAUGGAUGUGCCCAACGGUAUCCUGCUCUACAUCACAGGCCAACAAUGAACUUUCACUCAUCUUUUACAUAAGGACAGAAUCAGUGACCUGACCUCGGUCCAGUUUUAUAAAGGUUUUGGAUGACAUUUGGUUGUUUUGCUACCUCAACGUCUUCUGCACCUUCAUUGUGUAUGGUUUUCUGGAUUGCAUUUAUUUUUCCAGUAUGCUCGGACAUUUGUGUUCAGUCAAACAUCGAUUAAACAAUUAUGGUGCUAUACGUCCCUUUCUGACAGAGGAUCAGCCCAUUUUUAGAACCGUAGUUAAUUCUGUUCAUUGUUCAAGUCUUUGUCUUUCCACUCACACAAAUAAAUGUAUUUUAGAGUUGGUGGCA